Messenger RNA from Bursaphelenchus xylophilus (pine wood nematode), 1246 nucleotides. The record is from the annotation of a GenBank genome assembly. NCBI's taxonomy places the organism in Eukaryota, Metazoa, Nematoda, Chromadorea, Rhabditida, Aphelenchoididae.
AUGAAUUCCUCGCGCUUAUCCCUGAUCAAACGCCUCGCCAGCCCUCUGGCUGCAAUCUCCAGGUCUUCUAGUGCCUUCCGACCCCAGUUGCUUGCUCCAUCAACCAGUUGGCAACCAAUUUUCCGGCCAUUUUCCACUGAAGGUCCCUCCGUGGACGACCAAAAGCAGAGAGUUCAGCAAAUUAACGACUAUUUCAACCAGUACAUCGACGAGUACUAUGAGGAGGAGGACGUAGAGGAAGUGGAGCCUCCAAUGGAAGAGGUCCGCGAGUUCAGCGAGGACUUUGUUCGCGAGAAAAAGGAGGAAAUCUCGGCGGAUGAAGUGGUGGAGGUUCUGGAGAGAUUACGGUAAGGAUUUUGAUGUCAAAUUAUGUUGUGCUUAGGUGAAAAUGAAGUUGUUGAACCUAUGAGAGUUCUAGAAGGUGUUGAACACUUUUGAAUUGACCUACUUUUUCACUGGCACAUCAAUUUAUAUUAUACUUGAUGACCUAAAUCAAAGACCAUUUUCCGCACCGUGCCAGCAAAAAACGAAGCCGAAAUUUUAUUUUUUUCUCCAAAUUGGCUUUUUACAUCCUGUACUGAACUACAAUGUCAUUUGAAGACUUAUUUUCCAUCUUUUGCCAAGAUUUUUUCUUCUCUCCCCAAAAAUCCCGCACUGUGCAAAGAUCGUAAAUUUUUUAUUGUGCCAUUUGAUGGUUCAAAAUUUUACCCAUCUAGAAUUGUUCCUUGUUGCUCUAGGCCACGUGGAUAGCUCAGAUUCCCCAGCAUUUUAUUUGUUUUUCAACUUUUCCGACCAAUUUUCCAAUGCCUUGCCUAGUACAAUUUCAGCGCCAAAAACAUUGAAGUAAUCGAUAUCGAUGAACCGAAUGCCCCCUUCAAACAGCUCGUCAUCGCUUCCCCAUACACCAAUCGUCAUGCCUGGGCGUUAAUCGAACAGCUUCGUCUGCAUUUCGUCAAACGAUACGACUUUGGAGUAAGUCACCCAAAGAUUUGAAAUUUAUUCAAAUUUCUAGAACCGCAACCCAUCCCGCAUUAAUCAUCACAACGGAUGGUUCAUCCUGGACUGCCACAACCUUGUCGUCCACAUCAUGGGCGAAGAGCAACGGGAUCGCUAUGAUCUGAGCAAUAUUUGGAAGACCAAAACUAUGGAUGAUGUGGAAAGAGAGAUGAUGGAAGACGGCUGGAUCCCACCUCAAAAGCCCAAUGAGACCGCUCGAUACACAUAUCAACGACCACCCGUCGCAUAG